GANUUCGGAGGCGAAGAGCUUGACUAUCCAGUGGGAAUUGCUUUUGACAUCACAGAGAAAAACGUCAUCGUGGCUGACAGAGACAACCAUCGCCUCCUUGUAUACAGCACCAAAACUGGCAAAUUGAUCAGAAAAAUUGGUCGUAAAGGCAGUGCGGAGGGACAGUUUGACGGGCCGUCAGGUAUUUCCGUAGACGGUGAAGGUCGAAUCAUAGUCGCCGACUGGAACAACCACAGAAUCCAAGUGUUCUCGCCCGAUGGCAUGUUCCUGUUCAAAUUUGGAGACACCGUGAAGAAUAAAUUGAAGCACCCGAGAGCCGUUACUUUUUGCGACGUGCGAAACCGCUUCGUCGUUUCGGACACCGGAAAUAAUGUCGUAAAAGUUUUCGGCCCGAAAGGCAAGUUUCUUAACACCGUUGGAAAGCCGGGAGUUAGGAAGGGAGAGCUCUACAGCCCUAGAGGAGUCACCGUGGAUAACCUAGACAGAAUCGUGGUUUGCGAUUUUGACAAUCAUCGCGUGCAGUUCUUCCGAUUCGAUGGCACGUGUCUAAAUUCAUUCGGCUCUAAAGGCAAGGAUCUGGGACAGUUCAAUCGCCCAAUGGGAGUAGCUCUCCUCAAUGAUGAUCAACUUGUAGUUAGUGACUGGGGAAAUGAUCGUAUACAAGUGUUUUCCAUGAUAGGUCCUCAA
This is a messenger RNA of Orbicella faveolata, 687 nucleotides long. RefSeq names its product E3 ubiquitin-protein ligase TRIM71-like. The record is from RefSeq and is a predicted model, not a curated record. Lineage: Eukaryota; Metazoa; Cnidaria; Anthozoa; Scleractinia; Merulinidae.